Molecule: messenger RNA, 981 nt
Organism: Rotaria sordida
Lineage: Eukaryota; Metazoa; Rotifera; Eurotatoria; Philodinida; Philodinidae
Source: the annotation of a GenBank genome assembly
AUGCAAAACUAUUUAGAUUUCUCUUUAGAGAAAUUCAAUGAAACAUACAAUAAAAAUAAAAUAAACUUAUAUUUGAUUGUACAUCAUAUUAUAUUAACUUUAACUUUGUUAACAAUUAAAGAAAAAAAAAAUAAAAGUCUUGUUAAAUAUUUUUUUGGUACAUAUAAAAUAAAAUAUCAUGUACAUGGACUUGAUCAUGAAUCUGUUGAAAUUGAUUUUACACCACCAUAUAAACGUAUUUCAUUGCUUAAUGCUUUAGAAGAAGCUCUUGGUAAAGAAGAUAAAUUUCCAUUAGCCAGUGAACUUACUACAGAUAUUAAUAAAGCAAACAAAUUCUUUGAUAAUCUUUGUAAAAAACAUCAUGUCGAAUGUACUCAUCCAAGAACAACAGAUAGAUUAAUUGAUAAACGAAUGUUUAUUAAAAUGAUGUUAUCAUUUAUUCGUAAACGACUUCCGUACAAAGAUCGAAGUAAUGAACAUCUUCAAAAUGCUAAAUCAAAUCAUAUUCAACAUGAACAUCAGGAUGAUAAUAAUAUGAAAAGAACACAAUCUACAAAUGAAUUAAAUUUGAAUAAUAAUGAUAAUAAAAAAAAGAAGAAAAAGAAAAAUAAAGAAAUGUCUUCAUCAACUCUUGAUGGACUUGCUCUUGUUUCAAAUACUUCACCAACUACUAAUCGAAUAAAUAAAUCUUAUUCAGAUAUUGAUUAUUUUCCAUUGAUGCCUGAGGCUUUAUUUCAAUCUAAUAACCAUGACAAAAUAUCUAAAGAACGUGAUUCAUUAUCUGAUUCUUAUUUAAAUCCAUCGGAAAAUGUGCACACAACAAGUGAUAUUAAUUAUGUACAAACAACAGUAAUCAAACCGCGAGUAUUUGAAAUUCCAGUGAUCGAUUGUCGUAAAGAGCAACGAAUACCGAAUUAUAAAGAUGUUGAUCAUCAACGAACUCAAGCUAUUAGACAAGUUACUCAACAACGAACACAAUAA